Messenger RNA from Aspergillus niger, 684 nucleotides. It is a transcript of the gene furA, whose product is annotated as uracil phosphoribosyltransferase furA-Aspergillus niger. The coding region runs from base 1 to 684 and encodes 227 amino acids. The record is from RefSeq and is a predicted model, not a curated record. The transcript has 3 exons. Lineage: Eukaryota; Fungi; Ascomycota; Eurotiomycetes; Eurotiales; Aspergillaceae.
AUGGCCCUCCCUUCCAACGUCCACGUCUCUUCCCAUCCCCUCCUCCAAGCCAAGCUAUCACAGCUCCGGUCCGCAUCCACCUCGACCCGCGAGACCCGCAGCCUGGUGCACGAGAUAGCCACUAUCUUGGGCGUGGAAGCAUUUGCAGCAGGAUGGAAGGUGAAGAAAGCAGGAAUGGACACCACUCCCCUAGGCACCGAAUACGUCACUCACGACAUUGAUCCCUCGGACAUUGCUUUGGUGCCUAUUCUCCGGUCUGGGUUGGGCAUGAUAGAGGCAAUAAAUAACCUCCUCCCCACCUCCAUCCCAAUCUACCACCUCGGUCUCUUCCGCGAACGUCUCACCCUCCAACCAGUCGAAUACUACAACAACCUCCCCUUCCAGCCCGACAGUUCCAGCACCAACACCGCCGCUGCUGCAACAGCCAUCCUACUCGAUCCUGUCAUUGCAACGGGUGCUACCGCAGAAGCAGCGAUCCAGUUACUCCGUGAAUGGGGCGUGCAGAGAGUCGUCAUGUUGAGUGUGCUGGGUUCGGAAGCGGGCGUGCUUCGCGCAGCGGGGACCUGGCCUGAGGGCGUCGAGGUGUGGACUGGGGCGGUGGAUGCGAGGUGUGAUGAGCGGGGGAUGAUUGUGCCCGGGUUGGGGGAUAUUGGGGAUAGGUUGUUUGUUGCGAUGGGGAAGUAG